This is a messenger RNA of Dentiscutata erythropus, 494 nucleotides long. The record is from the annotation of a GenBank genome assembly. Lineage: Eukaryota; Fungi; Glomeromycota; Glomeromycetes; Diversisporales; Gigasporaceae.
AUGGAUAAAACCCACAUAAUAGCUCUAGCGAAAAACAUUUUGAAUGAGGUCCCGAAAACCCUUGUUACUGAUGUUCAGAUUCCAAAACUUUCGCCAUGCUCAUUAUGUGACGAGGGUGAGAUUUUUUCAAACCCGCAUGCCAUACUUAGAGCAUUCACCAUGACCCUCUGUGGCCACCUCUUCCACCAACUUUGUCUCGAAAAACAUCUUUUACAAUCAGAACCAAGGUGUCCUGUCUAUAGGUGCAACAAAGAUAUCGAAACGACCCUCUCACCAUCCGAAACAGAACUGCAAGAAGAUUCAAUGGAAAUAUCACCGCAAAUGACAGAGGCCGGCCGUGGAAAAGAUACAUCAUUAACUAUAGACGAACGCAGAAGGGAUCCUAUAUUAUUCGAGAGCAACGCCGAUAUUGGACUUUCUCAAGCUUUACAAAAUAAAGACGCCUCCUCUUCAGCCAAAAAUGCUAUUGAACCAACUUCUGAAAUAUGCUCCAA